GUAACAAUGGCUGCUCAUUUAAAGAAGCGGGUUUAUGAAGAAUUUUCCAAAGUUGUACAGCAACAACCUCAUGAAGAAGUACCAGCCAAGAAACUUCGACUGACCAAACCCAGUAAAUCUGCAGCGCUUCAUAUUGAUCUGUGUAAAGCCACAAGUCCCACUGAUGCCCUCCAGUAUCUUCUUAACUUUGCUCGAAAACCAGUGGAGGCAGAAAGUGUCGAGGGUGUAGUACGUAUUCUUCUGGAGCAUUAUUACAAGGAGAUUGAUAACGCGGUCAGGCUAAAGAUUGCCUCACUGCUCGGUCUGCUGUCCAAAACACUGGGUUUCUCUCCAGACUGCAUUGUAGAUGAUGUUAUAAGCACGCUCAGUCAUGACAAGUCAAACUCUGUACUGGCACAGCUGUUGGACACACUACUGGUCAUUGGAGCACAGCUGCUGGACAACAUGACAGUCACUCAGAGACUCAUAGAGGUGGCCUGCAAGAAUCUCAACAACACCUAUUUCGGAGUACGCAAUAAGUGCCUGCAGAUACUUGGCCGUUUGGGUACCGUUAAUAAACCUCUAAGUAAAGAGAGCGAAGCAGCACCUGGCUGUUCCACAGCUCCUGUGAGGGACGUCCAGAGUCUCAUCAGUGAUUACUUCGGUGACCAGGACCCCCGAGUUCGUACUGCAGCCAUUAAAGCUAUGCUCCAGCUUCAUGAAAGGGGAAUGAAACUUCAGCAGAUCAUCUACCAUCAGGCCUGCAAGCUCUUGAGUGAUGAUUAUGAGCAAGUGCGUUCGGCGGCAGUGCAGAUGGUGUGGGUGCUGAGCCAGCUUUACCCUGAAAGCAUUGUCCCGAUUCCCUCAUCCAACGAGGAGAUCCGGCUGAUUGACGACUCUUUUGGAAAGAUCUGUCACAUGGUCAGCGAUGGAUCCUGGGUAGUGCGAGUGCAGGCUGCUAAGCUGCUGGGUUCCAUGCAGCAAGUGAGCCCACAUUUUUUGGAGCAGACACUCGACAAGAAGCUGAUGUCAGAUCUUAGGAGGAAACGCACAGCACACGAGCGAGCCAAAGAGCUCUACACAUCUGGAGAGUUCUCCUCCGGCCGGAGAUGGGCAGACGACGCUCCCAGAGAAAAAGUCGACACAUCGGGGGUGAACCUCAUCGACUCCGGUGCCUGUGGAGCUUUCGUGCACGGCCUUGAGGACGAGAUGUAUGAGGUGAGGAUUGCGGCUGUAGAGGCCUUGUGCUCGCUAGCCAUGUCCUCUCCUAGCUUUGCAGAGAAAUGUCUGGACUUCCUGGUGGACAUGUUUAACGAUGAAAUAGAGGAAGUGAGACUUCAGUCGAUACACGUGCUGCGACAGAUCUCCACCCACAUUACACUGAGAGAGGAUCAGCUGGAUACGGUGCUGGCUGUGCUGGAGGACUCCUCGCGAGACAUCAGAGAGGCCCUGCACGAAUUGCUGUGUUACACCAACAUGUCGACCAAAGAGUGCGUCCAGCUGGCCCUGCUGGAGCUGCUAAAGAACCUUACCAAGUACCCUACUGACCGCAACUCAGUGUGGAAGUGUUUAAAGUUCCUUGGAUCUCGUCAUCCCACUCUUGUGCUGCCCAUCGUUCCUGAGCUUCUCAGCACACACCCUUAUUUCGACACUCCAGAGCCGGAUAUGGAUGACCCAGCGUACAUUGCAGUGUUGGUGCUUGUUUUUAACGCAGCCAAGUCGUGUCCCACCAUGCCGGCUCUGUUCUCAGACCACACGUUUCGACACUACGCUUACCUCAGAGACAGCCUCUCUCACCUGGUACCUCAGCUCAGAUUACCAGGCAGGAAGCAAGUAAUGGCAGCUCUGGGUUCAGAGGCAGCAGGAAUGGAGCCUUGUAGCCUUGAGUCUGCACAGCAGUUCCUCCAGGAAAGCCUAGCAAGGGUCAGCACCCUGCAGAACCUGGACUCCCCUGGUGCUCAGGACCUGCUGGACUUCACUAUAAGAGACCUACAGAGGCUAGGUGAGCUUCAGACUGAACUGGCUGGAUCAGCUGAUUUCUGCGCCACUUACCUUCACUGUCAACUGCUGCUCAUGAAGGCUUUACAGGAGAAGUUAUGGAACAUGGCUGUGCCUCUGUGUCUCAAACAGAAUGCCAUGGCAUCAACUGCUGCACAACAGAUCCUAGAGGAAACAUAUAAGUUGGAGUUUCUGUACAGUGGACUUGGGACGCGUCAGGUGGCGGCUAUUCACAAUGUUCGACUGCAAGCCAAGGCGCUACAGCUCAUACUGACUGCGCGCACCAGACGAGGGGUUGAUCCUCUCCUUGCACUUUGUGAGAAGUUCCUGCAGGAGGUGGAGUCCUUUCAGAGACUCUUCAUGUUGGAGCUUCCCCACUUUCAGGACAGUUUUGUGGAGAAGCUUCUUGAACUGAUGCCCAGACUGGUCGCCUGUAAACCACUGGAUUUAGUGAAGAUUCUCCAGACCACUUUGAGACAGAGCAGAUUCACUCACCUCAAACUGCCUGAGCAGAUUCACAGAGCUUCAGCAACUAUCAUUGAGCCAACUGGAGAAUCGGACAACCCAUUGAGAUUUACCUCCGGCCUGGUGGUGGCAUUAGAUAUUGAUGCCACUUUGGAACAUGUACAGGAGCCACAAACUACGGUCAAAGUACAGGUACGCUACCCGGACGGACAGUCCCAUUUAAUCCACCCCAAACCUGGAGACUUUAGGACGCCAGGACCAGGACGGGUACGACUUAUCACACAGGUGUAUCUGUCCCAUACAGCCUGGACAGAGCCAUGCCAGAUCGAGGUGAGGUUACUACUGGCCUACAGCAGCAAACUUCCCGUGCCCAAACCAGCCUGGGACGACAGCUCAGAAGUUCUGCCCACGACCGAGAGCUCCAUCGAAGGCACCAUCAACCUUAGCAAGCCUGUCAAGGUUUUCAUCAUGCCAAAACCUGCUCGCCGCUGAACCUGGUCCCAUCAUUAACCUGCAUAAAUCUACACUAAACAAAAGGACAUUAGGAAUCAAACUGAAUAUGAGGCAUUUGUACUUAUUUGUUGUCUGUUGUGUGUAGUUUUUGUACUUGUAUAUGUCAACAAUUUGUAUAUAAUAACAGUUGAAUAAUAAACAUGAUAAGUUCCAUUUGGUCAAACUAUUAAAGUCUCUUCAGAU
Trichomycterus rosablanca is the source of this 3138-nucleotide messenger RNA. RefSeq names its product integrator complex subunit 4 (gene ints4). Bases 7 to 2934 code for a protein of 975 amino acids. Gene Ontology annotation, biological process: snRNA processing. Gene Ontology annotation, cellular component: integrator complex. Lineage: Eukaryota; Metazoa; Chordata; Actinopteri; Siluriformes; Trichomycteridae. The record is from RefSeq and is a predicted model, not a curated record. The transcript has 23 exons.